Cebus imitator (Panamanian white-faced capuchin) is the source of this 3166-nucleotide messenger RNA. RefSeq names its product clarin 1 (gene CLRN1). The record is from RefSeq and is a predicted model, not a curated record. Gene Ontology annotation, biological process: equilibrioception; sensory perception of sound. The coding region runs from base 283 to 744 and encodes 153 amino acids. The transcript is spliced from 4 exons. NCBI's taxonomy places the organism in Eukaryota, Metazoa, Chordata, Mammalia, Primates, Cebidae.
UGCCUCCCCACCAUUCACCAGGCUCCACUGCACUGGCUUAUUCCUGCCUCAGCUGUGCUCCUUUUCCCUGAAAAGUUCUUCUAGAUCUUCAUGGGUGAUUUCCCUCUCAACAUUCAGGUAUGAACUCAUGCCACUUUCCUGACCACCCCCAUCCACUCAGAGAUCACCCAAAAUCCCAUUACCUACUUUAUUACUCCAUCGUGUGUAACACUAUCUGAAACUAUCUUAUUGUUGAUGCGGGAUAUUUCUUGACCCCUUCACAGACUCGCACAGGAGUGCCCCAUGUACUCAGCCUGCCCCAACUCAACCCCUUGCAGGAGGGAGCACACGCAUGAACGAGUGCAGGAGCCGGCUAGCUGCUUUAGUGCUGGAGCAAACUCCAUGCAGGCCCUGCAGUGGCAUCCAGUCUUUCCAGAUUUGCUCAAAGUGAUCCCAGUGAGCAUCCACGUCAAUGUCAUUCUCUUCUCUGCCAUCUUUAUUGUGUUAACCAUGGUGGGGGCAGCCUUCUUCAUGUACAAUGCUUUUGGAAAACCCUUUGAAACUCUGCAUGGUCCCCUAGGGUUGUAUCUGUUGAGCUUCAUUUCAGGCUCCUGCGGCUGUCUUGUCAUGAUACUGUUUGCCUCUGAAGUGAAAAUCCACCAUCUCUCAGAAAAAAUUGCAAAUUAUAAAGAAGGGACUUAUGUCUACAAAACACAAAGUGAAAAAUAUGCCAUCUCAAUCUGGCUGACUAAAGGCCACAGCUGAGCCUGGAACUGGUUCCUUCAUACUCAACCUGCCAUCCUCCGGAAAGCACCAAGGAAAAAGCAGAGAAUGACAGCAAACAGACCACCAGCCUCUGGCUACAAGUGCUGGGUACUAAGCAACCUGCAUAUAAUGAGUUUGAAAGUGCUCCUUAAAACACCUUUUCCCUUUUGGAACUAUUUACAAGGAAGAAACAACUGUAUACCUGAGAAAUAACUUGCUCUGGGGUCAAUUUGCUGUUCACCAGCAGACAUCAGAACACACCCUGAGUUUCCAGAUGCUGGUUUUUCCCCUUAACUCAGGAAAUGCAUCUGGAGAAUUUCUAGAAGAGUAUAAUUCAGUCUAGCCACAAAGGGGAUUUUUUUGGUGACAGGGUAGAGCCUAGUUCUCUAAGUCUUCGGCCAAAAUGGUCUAGUACAGAAGCACUGGAAAUGGAAAGUGGGAUGAGAGGACAAGGACCAUGGCCCUCGUGGGCAGCUGGCUGGAGGCCCCCAAGGCCAGGUAUCCCCCUGCACACUCAUGUGAUCCUUCUCUGUCUUCUUGGAGUUCUGAAAACCUUCUUCAAAUGCCAGGCUUUUCUCUUUAGAAAACAAGUCUCCAAUUGUUCUCUGUUAGGUACAAAGAGAAAGAAAACCUGGAGCGGCUGCUGCAAAAACUAAUGAGGACCUAAGAGGCAAACCCAUCAUGUUCCCUGGAUGGGAAGGAGAAGCAGGGCUGUGACAGACACUCAAAAGGUGCCUGCAAAGCACACCACACACAAAAUAAAGCAGGAAACAACCUGGGUACCAGCAGUGCCCCAGAGUCUCCCUCUCUUCUUGCAGAUGAAAUACAUAGUCCCCAGGGCCUAUGGGGAGUCCUUAGAAAAGGGUUCUGGCUAGGACACUCGAUGGUGGCUCCUGCUUGGUGGGAAUCAAAGGCCCUGGGAAUGACAUUCAUUUUGAUGGGACCUGCCCUCCCUCUCCAGAUGGCAGCCAGUCUUCUCACAAGGUCACGGGGCCCCCUGCUGGCCCUGGGGAGGAGAACCUGUUUCAUUGUCUCAGAUACCCUCGUAUUUGAGAACAUCAGUGCUGAUGAUCUACCAGAACGAAUGGCAAGAACAAUGUAAGAACUCCACCCUGGGUCCGUCCAGGUGGACCCAGCCAAGGCAAGACAUGUUAACCAGAAUAGGAGCAAGCCUCAGAAUAAAGUGAAAACAGGUACAGAUGGUGCAUUAGAAUGAAGAGGAGGGGCACUCCUUCUAUCUGGGUGCCUUACAGUUUCCAAAGGUCUUUUGCUCUUGUGGUCCCCUCUGGUCCUCCAGGGAAGCUGCUUCAUGUCACAAUACAGGUAUUCAGGGCCCCUCAAUGUGUCCAGAGUCUCAUACAUUUAUACAAUCAAGGCAAGGGACAGUGGUAUUCUUCUUCUCUCCCUCUGCCCCUUUACUGGGUAAAAGGCUAGGAGAGGGAGACCACUGCCCCUUCUUAACCCUGGUGGAGACAGAGGGUGCACACUGGCAGUGGUAGGGUGCACCAGCUCCAAGGUAAGCAUGGCUUGCCACUAGAAUGGAUAUUUGUCCCAACCAUUUACCUAGACAAAUCUGAAUGGGAACCAAGGGGUAGACUCCAGAGGGGGGAAAGUGGGGCAGGGGUCGGGGGAGGAUUAACCUCCCUCUCAGUUUUUCUCACCCUCUCCCCUUCCAAUAAGAUCUAGUGUAGUUAAAACAGUACAGCUGUGAUAAUAGAAAUGCUGCUUUGAGACCAGUCCCAAGCCCAGCCCUGUUGCUCCAACUGCCUUGCUGCCCCUGGUCCCUUCUACCUAAUAUCCUGGGGCCUGUGCUAGUUCAGUGCUCGAUGUCUGCUCAAGUGAUGUGCCCAUUCGAUGUCUGCUCAAGUGAUGUGCCCAUUCUCAAGCCCCUUCAGUAUGGCAGUUCGUCCCGGCUCAGGGCUGAUGGCUGAUGGGCCACCUCCAUCAGUGACAAGGAACACAGCAAUGCUCGUCAUUUAGAGAAAAGGGCAGUUUAGAGAAAAGGGCAGAAAGAAAGACUGGGCAGGAUUGGGGUCUCUGCUUCUGGGCCAAAAUCCCCCUCAGGAAAAGCCCUCUUGCUCCUAUAAAUACUGAUGUAAGCCAAAUUAAAUUAUACAUUUUUUUCUUCUUUUUUUUUUAAGCCAUGAAUGAGCAAUAAAUUAUAUUUUGAUUUACAGACUUACUGAUAAAUUCCCACUUAGGCAACCAGACACACCCAUGGGUGUCACAGCCCAGAGCUAGGAUUUACUAGGCUAUUUGGAAAGUCCAAACACCCAUGUCAGAAACCUCCAGAGCCUCCCCUGCCAGUCCUAAUGGGCAGUAUCAGGCAAUGGUUGUAGAGACCCCAGGGUGGAGGUGAGGUGGGGGACAGCUAUGGUGUUGUCAAAAGGCAAGUGUCUUAAGAGAUUGUUUCUUUGCUUGA